Magnolia sinica is the source of this 1170-nucleotide messenger RNA. Its product is annotated as protein bfr2-like. The record is from RefSeq and is a predicted model, not a curated record. The transcript has 7 exons. NCBI's taxonomy places the organism in Eukaryota, Viridiplantae, Streptophyta, Magnoliopsida, Magnoliales, Magnoliaceae. The coding region runs from base 1 to 1170 and encodes 389 amino acids.
AUGAGAUUCACUUUGUGGUUUGAGUUUGAAGAAGUGCUGGAAUUUUUUGAACUGUCAUUUCUAGAUGUUCCAAGAGGCGACGAUGGUGAAGGAGAUUGGGAAGAUAGUGAAGAUGAUGAAGAUGAAGAAGAUGAAGAGGAUGAUGAUAAAGAUGAAAAAAGUGAGGGACCUCAUGAUGGUGAAAAAGAUUAUGCAAAAGAUAGUGAAGAUGACAUGAUAGAUGAGCGUGUUCAUAUCAUGGAUAUUUUAGAAGAGUACGAAUUUAACGGAGAUAAUCAAAGCGGCCGAGAUGCUCUUUUCAAUGAAUUUCUUAUUCAUAGAAACAUUGACCGUGAAGAAUUCCUUCAGUGGUUGACGGAGAGGGGGAACGAAAAAAGCAUAUGGUGGCGCAAGUUUCUUUGGCUAAGGGAUGAUGACUGUGAAAGAUUUUUAGAGACCGUGUUGCCUAAGGAUUUGUGGGAAUUUGGAGACACGUAUGAAGGGAGUUUUUCUGGAACGCUUUAUCUCGAUAUCAUCUUCUACCGAGAAUAUUUAAGAAUAUUAGUAAUAGAAGUUGGGGAUAAUGAUGAAAAGUGGGAAGAAGAUGCAUCUAGUGAAGAUGAUGAUGAUGAGUGGGAAGAAGAUACAUUUAGUGAAGAUGAUGAUGAAGACCAUUCUUAUUUUACAGGGUUUGAAGAAGUGCUGGAAUUUCUUGAACUGUCAUUUCCAGAUGUUACAAGGGUGGAAGUGUUCACUCCCCAAGAAGAAGAAGAAGAAAGGUUGACAAAUGCUGAAGAAUAUUACGAAGUUGGGGGAGGAGAUGAUAAUGAAGGAGAUGGGGGAGGAAAUGACGAUGAAGAUGGGGGAGGAUAUGAUAGUGAUGGUGACGAAGAGGAUGAAGAAUAUUCAGGAGGCGACGAUGGUGAAGGAGAUUGGGAAGAUGGUGAAGAUGAUAAAGAUGAAGAUGAAGAUGAUAAAGAUGAAAAAAGGUUUGAAGAAGUGCUCGAAUUUCUUGAACUGUCAUUUCCAGAUGUUGCAAGGGUGAAAGAAGAAAAAGAAAAAGAAAGGUUGAUAAAUGCUGAAGAAUAUUACGAAGUUGGCGGAGGAGAUGAUAAUGAAGGAGAUGGGGGAGAAAAUGACGAUGAAGAUGGGGGAGAAGACGAUAGUGAUGGUGGCGAAGAGGAUGAAUAA